AUGGAGAAAUCGCUGGCAGAGAAGUUGUUCCUCGAAAAGAUGGCCAUCCUGAAUCGCACAUUCGUGCAUUUCAUCGAAUGCUCAGUCAAGGAAAUGCCGGACGCCGAUCUGUCACCGAGCGUGCGAGAUUAUCUCAAGCAUGUCGAACAUCUCGAUCGAACUUACGGAGCAGCUCUCGCUUCCAGCGCCGACAGCAGUACGAACUCCAGGAAGAUCGCAACCCUACCUGCAACUGGAACUAAUUCAAGAGGCGACUCAUCCAAUACAAAUACAUCCUCAAAACCGUCGUUGUUUGGUCUCCCCACAGCAAAAGAAGACGCUAAAACUCCAUCGGGCGACUGCAGUUCGUUAGCAGAUGACCAAGCUGGCGAUACCACCUCGCCUGCAAGGAGCGCCACCGCAGCGCUAGCAGGAGACAGCAGUGCAUCAGUGAAAGGCAGCGCCGCAGCAUCUGGAACUGCCGCUGCGUUUACUGGAGGCAUCAGUGCGCCCGCGUGGAACACUACAGCGCUAGCGGGAGAUACCGCCGAGCAAACGAAAGGUGCUGGCACGCCAGCUGGCAUUUCCAGGCUAAGCAACACGCCAUUCGGAGGCGCCAAAAACACCCCAGUGGUGCCAGCAGCAGCAGCAGGCUGUACACUGACAGGAAAUACGAAUAAAUCAACAGCAGGAGGCACCAGUACGCCAGCAGGAAGCGCCGCAGCAAACAUCCCGAAGUUCUCCUUCGGCAGCUCUGACUCGUCACCGGCAACUGCAGACAGUGGUUAG
Molecule: messenger RNA, 768 nt
Organism: Gongylonema pulchrum
Lineage: Eukaryota; Metazoa; Nematoda; Chromadorea; Rhabditida; Gongylonematidae
Source: the annotation of a GenBank genome assembly